CAUCCGGGCUUGUCGUCGUUCAGAGAAGACAGACGCACAAGACUUGACUUCACAUCCACGACAAGGAGAGACAAUACGACUUUUUAAACGCUUUUUCCUCUGUCUUUAAUCCAGAAAGUUGUCGGCUGGUUUUAACGACACGUAUACGAAUCGCUGCUGUGUUUGUGUGUGUGUGUUUUUUGGCUUUUUUUCCUCUCGCGAGUUGGGACGUAAAAAACGGGAAUGAACUAACGAGCAGACAUUUUGUCUUUUUUUCCCUACAUUUUUCACCGAGCAAACUUAGUCGACUUGCUUUGUUUUUUCAUAGCGUUUUUUUUUUUAAGGUGACACCGAGUGAGUGUAAAGCGUAAUUCCAAAUGCCCUCCCGAGCGAUGAAUAAUUUUUGAGUGACAUCUUUUGCGGGGGAAGAAUUACGGCUAGCUUAGCUUAGAUGCUCGCUGGCUAGCUCCAACCACGACGUCAAGACCAAACCAAAGUCAAAUUUGAGAUUUUUAUUGGGGUUAAGGUGUGUGUUUCUGUGUUUUGGGGGUGUCUCUCGCGAGCUAGCUGUGAGCUAGACGCUGGACAGCUCCACUUGAAAGCUUUUUUGGGGGGUGGGACAAAGGAAAAACAUCAACACAAGGCUUUUUGGUUUUAGGGGGGGGGGGGGGAAAGACAGCAACAAGGGACUGACAUGAUGUUUCCACAAUCAAGACACUCAGCUUCAUCACAGCAGCUGAAAUUCACAACAUCCGACUCCUGUGACAGGAUCAAGGACGAGUUCCAGUUCCUCCAAGCACAAUACCACAGCCUCAAGCUCGAGUGUGACAAGCUGGCCAGUGAGAAGUCGGAGAUGCAGCGUCAUUACAUCAUGUACUACGAGAUGUCCUACGGGCUCAACAUUGAGAUGCACAAACAGGCUGAGAUCGUAAAGAGAUUAAACGGGAUCUGUGCACAAGUCCUCCCAUACCUGUCUCAGGAGCACCAGCAGCAGGUCCUGGCGGCCAUCGAGAGGGCCAAGCAGGUCACCCCUCCAGAGAUGAACUCCAUCAUAAGGCAGCAGCUCCAAGCCCACCAGCUGUCUCAGCUCCAGGGCCUGGCGCUGCCCAUGACCCCCCUGCCGCUGGGCCUGACCCAGCCCAGCCUGCCCGCCGUCACCACCUCCUCCGGCCUCUUCUCCCUCUCCUCCCUGCUGGCCACCCAGGCGCAGCUGGCCAAGGAGGAGAAGGCCUCGCGUGACGCCGCCGACAGCCACCGCGAGGAGGACGGCGACAAGUCUGACUAAGCGGUGACCCCCUCAUCUGUAUCUAUAGCUCUAUUCUCGCUCUCUCGCUCUAUCUCUCUCUCGCUCUCUCUCUGUCUCUCUCUCAUCUGUAUCUAUAGCUCUAUUCUUUCUCUCUCUCGCUCAAUUUUAACGCGGAGACCCCCUGACUUCCGCUCUCCACGGAGACAAAAUGGCCUCCGAGCUUCUCACCGGACUCUGACUUUCUUCAUAUUUUCAUCUAUCUCUUUUUUAUUGAAUGUUUAAUUGAUGAAGCUUCAUGCUCUUUAUUCCUCCUUCCUCCCUCCUCCUCUUCUACCCACGUUUAACAUGACUGACGCUGCGUUCUAGACUGCUGGGAAGUAGGAAAUGGCACCUUUUGGAAAUGAGACAGGCAUGAUAAACAGUGAAUCCAUUCUCAAAUUGAUUGUUGAUUAAUCAGGAAUAAUAAUAAUUGAGUCAAUAUGGAAUGCAUUACGCAUUCCAAAAACUAAAAUGUGCCCUUCGAUUGGUUGCCGACCAGUCCAGGGUGUACCACGUCUCCAGCUCCCCUGCGACCCUUAUGAAGACUUUCUAUAUAGUGAUAAACGCUGAUAUCCAUUACAGCCAAUACGUCUAGUUCAUAUCAUCUUGACAUUUUAAUAUUCAAAUUUAUUCUCUGAGUGAAGUGUAUGUACUUAGAUUUGCAGUAGGACCUGGCUUUGAGCGGCGUUCCAAUGCACUUUUACGCUAACCUGAGGUCGGAAAUUUCCGUUGUUCAGUUUUCAUGAACGCAGCGGUCAUGGUAAACACUAGAAUUGUUUGUCAGGCCUCUCAUACAAACUUAAUUAUGCUGUAAACCUUUUUUUUGUUUUUUUUUUUGUUUGUUUUUUUUUUUAAUAAGAUUGCAUGCGUCUGAACAUUUGAACUCCAUUGCUAACCAAAACAGCAGCACCUAAAGAAGCAUGUAAACAACCCUGGAGUUGAAAUGGGUUGUAAGUGUAAUAGUCUGUUCAUCGAUGCUAUUGUCCACCCAGACAGACAUUAAACUGCUGAUCCUGUUUGAAAUCGGUUGCUACCCUAAACAGCAGCACCUACAGAGGAAUGUGUCCCGCCUUCGUGUAAAAGGCAAAGGCAGAUAAAUAAUGCGUCUUUUGUAUUAAAUGUAUGGAGUAUCACACUGAGGAAAGGGGCAAUGCACGAGAAUAUUGUAUUUUGUUGACUUGAACCUUGUAAAAUCAUGACUUUUUUUCUUGUUUUCGUGAUAUUGCAACCUUUUCGCUGUCUCUACAAUAACAUAUUUUUUCUCUGAAUACCAUGACUUUUUUUUUCUCAAAAGAAUAGCCAAAGUAUUUCCUAAAAAAAAGAGAGAAAAAUAAAUCACUUUUUUUCCUCCAAAUAACACAACCGCAAUAUUACAGCUUUUCUCCGGAAAAAUAUCUCCAUCUUGAAAAAAUACCACUUUCUUCAUAAUAUAAUGUUUUUACCGUGAAAGAUCUGACUUCUUUAUUAGAAAUCUUUAUUCUUGUCACCUUUUUUCAUCAAAAAUCAAAUUUUAUUUUCCUAUUACAGUUUUUUUCAACCCCAAGACACGACUUUAUUCUCAUAUUAUGCCCCCCCGCCCCACACACAAACGUUUCAUCUCAGAAAUAAAUUGACUUGUCUUUUUUUUUUUAUAUAUAAAUUCUCUUAUGCCUUGCUUGGGUGAUACAACCAUUCUCAUAUGAUUUUUCUCUCAAAAAAUGACAUUUAACCUGGAAAAAAAUUACUUUACUCUCUCGAAUAAUAUGUCUUAAUUCUUUUAGUGUCACCUCUUAUUGUCUGUUAUUAAAAAAAACUUCUCAUUUUGUGUAUUAUUUUAAUACCUUUCUCAGAAUUACAAAAUGACUUUUAACUUUUUCUUGAAAAUUAUGACUUAACAGGGGAAAAAAUGGCAUUAUUCUGAUAUACACACACAAAAAAAAACAACACACGCACACAAAGCUUCCAGUGUGUCCUUAAUACUCCUGGGUGGCAAAUAAAAGCGCCUCAUUAAAGCAGCAUGUAUGUUUUGUGUGCGUGUCUGUGUGUGUGUGUGUGUGUGUGUGUGUGUGUUAGACAGCAGGGGCCAGCGUGUGUAUUUGCUGUCCAAACAAAAGGAGGACAAAAUCCAUACAUUCCCCUCGUGUACGCGUGCGUGUGUUUAUGUGUGCACAAUUAUAGCUUGUUGAAAUAAUAUGUUUCUCUGCUUGUGAAUGCAGCGCAUCAUCCUCCUGCUUCUCUUUCAUGCUGUUGCUCAUUGUAGUGAUGCCACAGACACACGCACAUCAAUGCAUGGUCCACAGGGGAAGCAAAUUGUAUUAAUUUUCUUAAAAAGAAGCUUUUUUUUUUUGUGAUCACUGCACUUGGUAUUGCUAUGUUGAAUUGUAGUAUAUUUUAUUGGUGGGAAUCCGAGACCACAUGACAUGAACCUGCCAUACUAAAAUCCAAAUCUCAUCAUUGGAACUGUUUAAAGAAAAAAAAAACACACACACACACACACUUGCUGAU
Phycodurus eques (leafy seadragon) is the source of this 3748-nucleotide messenger RNA. RefSeq names its product TLE family member 5, transcriptional modulator (gene tle5). Gene Ontology annotation, biological process: regulation of DNA-templated transcription; negative regulation of canonical Wnt signaling pathway. The transcript is spliced from 7 exons. Bases 674 to 1264 code for a protein of 196 amino acids. The record is from RefSeq and is a predicted model, not a curated record. Gene Ontology annotation, molecular function: transcription corepressor activity; protein binding. NCBI's taxonomy places the organism in Eukaryota, Metazoa, Chordata, Actinopteri, Syngnathiformes, Syngnathidae. Gene Ontology annotation, cellular component: transcription regulator complex; nucleus.